GCUGGCACAUGUCUGGCCGGCACUUCCUUCCCUUGCCCACUCCAUUUGGUUCUUCUAGGUACCAAUUACCACCCUCACCAGCUCCCAGCCAUUGGAUCCCAGCAAUGCUACAUCCACCCACUUCUUUAUAACAGCCCUUCUCACUCCUGCCUCCUUCAGUUCAUGCCUCUCCCAGUUCACAUUUAAGGCCCUCUGAUCAGGGCCCUUGGUUGCUUGAUCAUUGUGAAAACGAAGGGAAGUAUUGGAUCAAUGGGGCUUGCCGCUAUUUUUCUGGCUUGCAGUUUUGUAGCCAUAUGGAUUUCUUCUCCAGCAAAUGCACAAAGUCCCCCAGCACCUUUACUCCCUCCAUCUCCAGCACCUGCCCCUGCCCCACACUUUGUAAACCUUGCUGACCUUCUCUCCGUCGCCGGUCCUUUCCAUACCUUCCUCAACUAUCUUGAACAAACUCAAGUCAUCCAAACCUUCCAAAACCAAGCUAACAACACUAAACAAGGCAUCACCAUCUUUGUUCCAAAGGACUCAGCCUUCUCAUCACUUAAAAAGACUACCUUCUCCAACCUUACCAAAGACCAACUUAAGACUCUCCUCCUUUACCAUGCCCUCCCCAAGUUCUACUCCCUAUCAGAAUUCAACAACCUUAGCGCUUUGAAUCCUGUUAGCACUUUUGCUGGUGGCGCGUACACUCUGAACCUUACUGAUAAUUCUGGACUUAUUCAUGUUGCUUCUACAUGGUCGAAUUCAAAGAUAAGUAGCAGUGUGUACACAACCCCACCUGUCGCAGUUUAUGAGGUGGACAAGGUUCUACUUCCAGUGGCAAUCUUUAGCACUAAUCCACCUCUAGCACCAGCUCCAGCCCCAGCUCCAGAAACUACGAAGCCAUCAGAUUUAGCUCCAUCGAGCCGGAGUGGAACUGGGUCUGCUCCCAAAUCUUCUGAGUCAUCGACCACUGAAAAUUCUGCAUACAGCAUUAGCAUCAACCUGUUCAGUUACUUUGUGAUGGCAAGCUCCAGUCUCUUGAUGCUUAUGCUGUGAGAGGAAUCCAGAUACACAAAUGCCUUGAGUUGUAGCAAUGCAGGACAUUCAGUGCUUUGGCUGUGGCUCUAUUUUCUUUCAUUCAUGUUCAUUCUUUUCAACAGAGUAGUUUUGUUGUUGAAAUGGGACUUCGGAUAUGUAAUAUGCUAAAGUUACCAUUGUUUCAUUAUAUUUUUUGUUUUUAUGUAAUGAUAUGGAAGACAUUUUCUUAAUUGCCUCUGAUUUGAAA
This is a messenger RNA of Elaeis guineensis (African oil palm), 1261 nucleotides long. NCBI's taxonomy places the organism in Eukaryota, Viridiplantae, Streptophyta, Magnoliopsida, Arecales, Arecaceae. The record is from RefSeq and is a predicted model, not a curated record.